AUGCAGCAAAUGACGGACACUAAAAUGGAAGGUCCAUCCGUUCGGAGGCUGGCCUUCGCCAUAACUGCUUACUGCGUAACUAGUCUGGCGGUAGUCUACUUUAACUGGUGGCUCUUCACUUCUGGUUUCAAGUACCCCGUCUUCAUCAGUUGGCUGCAGCAAGUUAUUGGCUUUGGAAUCUUCCUGGGCGGCUCCACCGUGGCCCUCUACUUUCAGCGAAUCAGGCCUGUGUUUCCUCCUCCGGUCUUCCAUAAAAGUGUCUUAGCCCAAGUCGCACCCCUCAGUGCCUCAUUUUGUUUAACGAUUGCUGCGUCUAACCUGUGUCUACAAAAGGUCCAAAUAUCCACCUAUCAAGUGGCCAGAUCAUUAACGCUACUGUUUGUGCUGCUAUUGUCGUAUAUAAUCUUGAAACAAAGUCAGACGCCGCUAGUUCUGGCAGCAUGUGUUCUGAUGGUGGCUGGAUUUGUUAUCAAUUCGUUGGACCCUGGAACGCUUUCUCUGUACGGUGUAUUAUUUGGAGCACUGUCGUCAUUCUUCCAAGCCUUAUAUAAUGUCCUGAUCAAAUUCACGCUACCAGCCGUUGAGAACAAUAAUCAAAUGCUGUUAUUCUAUAAUGUAUUGCUGUCCUCAUUUUUGUUUGUUCCGGUCGUGUUUGUUUCCGAAGGAAUGGAGCCUUUCUGGCAAUCAAUUAAUGCCGCCGAACACAGCAUGUUCGUAGUUUGGGGAGGUAUCUUAGUGAGCGGAUUAUUGGGAACGUCGUUGAACAUGUCCCAGUACCUGCUCAUUAACUGUACCACACCAUUAUCGUUCAAUAUAGUUGGUUUGAUCAAGGCUAUAGUUCAGAGCUUGGGAGGAAUCAUCUUCCUGGGUGACAAGGUGAGUGCAGAGAGCUUGCUCGGAAUUGGUUUGUCGACGGUCGGUUCCGCAAUUUACGUUAAAGCGAAACACGACCAGGCUGGCGUCACUGCGCGCGAUAGUGAGAACGAUGUUGCCGACAGUGUGGUGGUUCUUGAAACCGAAGAAGAUGCGAUGAAAUCCAAUCGUGUGGUGGCCAGUGCAGUUACGCCCGAUAUAAUAGUUAAGGAAACAACCGAAGACUUGGCCACCCCAUCAACAGUGUUUGACGUGAAGGUCUAA
This is a messenger RNA of Gregarina niphandrodes, 1137 nucleotides long. RefSeq names its product putative GDP-fucose transporter. The record is from RefSeq and is a predicted model, not a curated record. NCBI's taxonomy places the organism in Eukaryota, Apicomplexa, Conoidasida, Eugregarinorida, Gregarinidae. Gene Ontology annotation, molecular function: antiporter activity. Gene Ontology annotation, cellular component: Golgi apparatus. The transcript is spliced from 3 exons. The coding region runs from base 1 to 1137 and encodes 378 amino acids.